UUACCAGGCCACACCCCCACCAGUCGCUCUUCGCUUGACGCUCCGCCUUCCUGUGUCGGGUGGGCUGCGGGCUGACCCGGGUUCGGGCUUACAGGAUCCCGGCUGUGCCUGGCGGAGAUGGGCAUGGAGAUGUCUCCGCCGACCAUGAUAGAGGGUCUGGGUGAUGAGGUGACUGUGGCGGUUGGUGUCUUCGUCUUACUUCUGGCUAUCAUCCUCGCGUGGCUGUCUACUUAUGUGGCAGAAGGUAACGAUCCCCUCCUGGGCAGCCUGAUGCCCGCCGGGCAUAGCGACCCCGUCCUGGGCCUGAGUAACCCGGCUCCCCCGACUCCUGAACCUCAACGUUCACCCGAGCCUCAAGUGGAGAAACCCGAAGAAGGGGAGCAGGGCUCGGGCGACGAGCAGGGAGCAGGCAGCGAAAACGCCAGCCUGGAGGAGAUGCUGGAUAUCCAAGGGGUGCCAAAGCGCGAUCACUCCGUGCCUCAGAGGAGAAACGAAAGCCAACCUGACCAAGAAGGGACACAAGAAGAUGGUGGAGACCAGGAGGAUGAACUAAGCAGAAGAAAAGAGCUGGAAGUGGAUGAAAGCGGAGUGCAAGGGAAUGCCACUGAAGGACAGUCAGUGCUGGUGGUCCACAGACGCCGGGGGUCGGAGAAGGAGGACGCUGAGCCGGCACAGCCAGAAGAAAGACUUAUCUCCGUCAGGCUGAAGUUCCUGAACGACUCAGAAGAGGUGGCUCUGGUGAGGCCAGAUGACACAGUGGGAACUCUAAAAAGUAAAUACUUCCCAGGCCAGGAGUCCCUGAUGAAGCUAAUUUACCAAGGACAGCUUCUUCAUGACUCUUCUCAGACCCUCCGUUCCCUCCAUAUUACAGACAACUGUGUCAUUCAUUGCCACCGCUCUCAGGCCACCGUCCAGUCAUCCCCAGCAGGCCCAGAGUCUGCAGGAGGCGCUCAGGAGCAUGCUGGUCUCACACCCCCGAUCGGGAACCUGAUGAUACCGGUCUUCGUUGUCAUGUUGGCACUAAUCUGGUAUUUCCGAAUCAACUACCGUCAGUUUUUCACUGCACCUGCCACGGUCUCUUUGGUCGGCGUCACGGUGUUCUUCAGCUUCUUGGUUUUUGGCAUGUAUGGACGAUAAAGGGGUGGGGGUGAGAGGCGUGUAGGAACUUUGGACUGGUGCAUUGCAGAACUAUAUGGGAUAAAGAAAGCUACAUUAUGUAUUCUGUAUCAGACUACCAAUAUUCUAUGGGCUUGGAGUUGAUUAAUCCUGUAGGUUCUUCAUUAGUGUUUGGACUAAGCUAGGCAUUUUCUCAUGGCGUCCACCAAACUAAGCGUAAGCCCUUGGGUUGACUGGAUGCCAUCACCUGCAUGCAUGAUGCAAAAGGGACUCUUUUCCCGACCUUUCCCGUAGGACACAAUGCUGGCGUUGAGGUCAGUAGCCUAAAGUCAAGCGGUCUUCGCGUUUGAAGUCACGGCGGGGAUGGACACCAUUAGUCAAGGAGGGUCUGGGUUCUACCAAAAACUUUCCCUUUUAGCAUAACUUUAAAUAGACAGCAAUGAAAGUUUUUUUUAAUGAUAAAUCUCACGGCAAACAAACCCCAUUGUUAAGUUGACCGUUAUACGAGUUACAAGUCGCGUUGGCGUCGUGGGAAAAGAUGCAGUGGCUUCCAAAGAUAUUCGAUUGGCUGUCGAUGUAAGAACAUGUAUGUUUUAUUACACACGACGGCCGUAUUAAUACACCAUUGUUUGCCAGGAGCAUUUUACGGGGCAGAAUCUCCUCGUAUAAUCAUCCGAAACCCUUUACGCCGAUAGGAUGGUUUGGAAGAGAAAACAAAGAGUUUGCACUACCAUAGAAUUAAAUGAUUCACAUGAAACGGAAGCAGGGGGUGGGGGGGUCUUUCUGUCGGGUAAUGGGAUGCUGAUCUGCUUCUGCCCCCUUUCCCAGUUACAGGGCGGAAGAAAGGGAAGCGUUGGGUGGGACUUUACAGGGUUAAUGUAUGAAUUAAUUUGAUUGGACUGAAUGUGGAGGUUAUGCACCUCAUUUUACCCACAAAGCAUCUGCACCUGUUCUAUCUUAAUUGGAGAAAUCUGUUUCAGGUUUAAAUAAAAACGUCAAUCGGAGGGAUUUUGGUGAUCGCGUACCUUCUCCUCGACGCUGCGCUUGGUGCUAUGAGACUCGAGGGAUUAAGGGACGAGUGGUUUGAAUGUUGAGUGCGCGUCCAAGCCGUAAUCCUAAUCCCCGGAGCUAACUAUUUUUCUUCUAAUUUGGUGGCAAUUUAGCGAGGCGUUUCAGUUGUCGGGAUGUUUUCUCAGAAAUGGGAUAUUUUGUUGAGCUUUCCCAAAAAAUGGAUCCCUUUUAAACUUCACUCCCGGUUUUAUCAGUAAGCCCGUAUUUUCCGUGUACAUUGUUUGUUUUAUUGUUAUUGAUGCAGAAACGGAUCAGAUAGGGACCUGGCUUCAGGCAGCGUGACGGGAUCAGCGCUGGGCGUACAGCUUUCCUGACCGAUCGAGCGGCUGCUUUUACCGUUAGUCUCCUUUUUAUUAAGCGGUCGCGCACGGCGUGAGUACCGUGUUGCAGAUGCAGAAGGGAAUCAACCAUAGACAAUGGUGUCUGAGCUUCAACAAAGCCAUGGUUAGCGCUGGGGGUGGAGGUUAUAUAAUUCUAUAUUAAAUUCAGCGGGAGACAUCACCAAAAUAUCGCGCAGGACACUAACGAUCCAAUCUCUUUAUAUUUUCGAAUGUGAUAUGUUGGGGAUGUCGGCGCCCGCGCUGGCUGCCUUAGAUUAUUUUCGUUGUGCGUUCUUCCUUUUCUCUAACGUUUAUCUCUGUUUUAUCUCCUUUUUUUUGUUUUGGCCUUAAUAAAGUGUUAAUUACGAGA
Spea bombifrons (plains spadefoot toad) is the source of this 2877-nucleotide messenger RNA. It is a transcript of the gene TMUB2, whose product is annotated as transmembrane and ubiquitin like domain containing 2. The record is from RefSeq and is a predicted model, not a curated record. The transcript is spliced from 3 exons. Bases 118 to 1137 code for a protein of 339 amino acids. NCBI's taxonomy places the organism in Eukaryota, Metazoa, Chordata, Amphibia, Anura, Pelobatidae. Gene Ontology annotation, molecular function: protein binding.